Molecule: messenger RNA, 174 nt
Organism: Ambispora leptoticha
Lineage: Eukaryota; Fungi; Glomeromycota; Glomeromycetes; Archaeosporales; Ambisporaceae
Source: the annotation of a GenBank genome assembly
AUGGAAUUGGUGCAGUCACCAUAUUCAAUGGCAAAUAAAACUGAAGAAAAUCUCGAAUCUGAAGUAAUUAAUUUAGUAGAACAACUACUAUUAGAAGAAUCCAUGAUUGUAGUUCAUGAAUAUAUUGAUUUGAAGGAAGAAACUUAUAACGUAACUGAUUAUAUUGAAGAAUAA